AUGCCCAACUCUCCUCACAGCAUAAGCUUCGAGUCCUAUCGCCCGGUGGUAAUGGGGCGUAACGGGAUGGUCUGUUCAGGGCAUCCUUUGGCCUCACAGGCGGGCAUCGCCAUGUUGCAGAAGGGCGGUAAUUUUGCCGACGCGGCCCUGGCUACUGCUGCGGCCCUCAACGUGGUCGAACCCCUCAUGUCCGGCAUGGGCGGCGACGGGUUUAUCAUGCUCUAUCGCAAGGACACCGACCGGCUGGAGGUGUGCAACGGCACCGGCGCCGCUCCUUAUGCCGCGACCCGGGACUUCUAUAUGCUCGACGGCAUCCCCAUGAAGGGCAUCCUGUCCGUGUCCGUUCCGGGGCUGGUAAACAGUUGGCUGGACGUUCACGAAAAGCACGGUGUCCUGUCUCUGGCAGAAUGCUUUGGCCCGGCCAUAGACCUGGCGGCCAACGGCUUUCCGGUAACUCAUGUGCUGUCCAGGGCCAUUGCUUCCGAUGCCUUGCUCUGCCAGUUCCCCACCUCGCAGUCCGUCUUUGCUCCUGGCGGGCGUCCCCUGCAACCCGGGGAGAUCUGCUAUCAGAAAGACUUGGCUCGGACCUUCCAGGCAAUAAUUGAUGGUGGCCGCGAGGCCUUCUACAAGGGCGAAAUCGCCAGUGCCAUCGUCAAGUUCAGCGAGGAACAGGGAGGCAUCCUGUCCAUGCAGGACUUGGCCGACUGCCGGGCUCGCUGGCAGGACGCCAUAUCUACCACCUACCACGGCCAUACCGUAUAUGAGGCGCCGCCCAAUUCCAGCGGCCACAUCCUGUUGCAGGAACUGAACCUGGUGGAGGAAUUCGACCUGAAGAGCAUGGGCUGCAACUCUGCCGAGAGCAUCCACCUGAUGGUCGAGGCCAAGAAGCUGGCAUUUAUCGACCGCGAGGCUUACGUGGCCGACCCAGAGUACGUCGACGUGCCCAUCGAAGGUCUGCUCUCCAGGGAAUACGCCAGGGAACGGGCCAAGUUGAUUGAUCUGGAGCAGGCCUCCUAUGACGUCAAAGCGGGCAAUCCCUGGCCCUACCAGGCGGCGCAACCCAAGUCACGUCCGGCCAAGGUAGGCGCUGGCCAGGAACAGGAGGACACCACCUGUUUCGUGGUGGUGGACGGCCAGGGCAACGCCAUAAGCCAACUGCAGAGCAUCCAGAGCGCCUGGGGGUCGAGCCUUAUUGCCGGCGACACGGGCAUUCUUCUUAACAACCGGAUGACCUACUGGCACCUGGAAGAGAACCACGUGGAUUGUCUGCAGCCAGGGAAGCGGGUCCGGCACACCAUGAAUCCGGCAAUGGUUUUCCGCAACGCUGAGACGGCGGGCAACGGGGCCGGACGCCAAUUGGCCUUGGUUCUCGGCACCCCCGGCGCCGACACCCAGGUGCAGACCAACCUCCAGGUCAUCACCCACGUCCUGGACUUUGGCAUGACGGUGGCCGAGGCGGUGGAAGCUCCCCGCUGGCGCAACACCCAGAACCCCACCGAGUCCAACUUCCCCCACACCUGCGCCGACGAACUGUUGGUGGAGUCUCGCUAUGGCGCAGAAACAUUGGAGGGACUGCGGCAGCGGGGCCACGUCCUCAACGUCCUGGGCGACUGGGAAGCCACCGGCAGCGAGAUGAUGAUCCAGGUGGACCCGGAAACGGGCGCCCUCCACGGCGGCGCCGACCCCCGGCGCGACGGGUACGCGGUGGGUUACUAG
Messenger RNA from Geodia barretti, 1716 nucleotides. NCBI's taxonomy places the organism in Eukaryota, Metazoa, Porifera, Demospongiae, Tetractinellida, Geodiidae. The record is from the annotation of a GenBank genome assembly.